UCUCUCUCUCUCUCUCUCUCUCUCUCUCUCUAGGUGACUCUAGAGAGAAAAAAAUUCAAAACAAGAAUCAUUAGCUACCCUACCCAGUUACCACUUUAUCAAUCUUUUUUCCUUCAAUUCGAAGUUGAUCUAUGAGAAAAUGAACAACUCAUGUGGUGAUGGUUCUUCUCUUCCCACCACUUUCGUGGGUCUUCUGCUUCUUCAGUCGAGAACCAAAUCCACCUCUUGCAACAACACACGUGUCUACACUUCCUCUGAGCUCCUCAGUGACUUUGCCACAAGAGAAUUCAAUGCCUCUCUGUGGCUUUCCCUCAUUGUUAUCACUACCCUUUUGCUCAGGAAACUCUUCAAGCUCUUCAGUUUGUGGCACAAGGCUAAAAACAUUCCUGGGCCUCCAUGUCCCUCUUUCUUUGGCCACUACAAGCUCGUUUCCCAGGAAAAUUUCACCGAUUUGUUGUCAGAAUCCCAUGAGAAGUAUGGACCAAUUGUUAAGCUGUGGUUAGGUCCUACUCAGCUUAUUGUAUCAGUUAAGGAUCCAGUGCUAAUUCAAGAGAUGCUUAUGAAGGCGGAGGAUAAGCUUCCUUUUACUGGAAAAGCAUUUCAUCUAGCCUUUGGACAAUCAAGCCUCUUUGCCCCUUCCUUUGAUAAGGUGCAAAAGAGAAGGGAAUUAUUGGCAACUGAAUUGAAUGAAAGAUUGGUGAAGACUGCUGAUCUGAUCCCUAUGAAGGUUGCAGACUUUACCAUAGAUAAAAUAGAAAACAUCAGAGCCAGAGGAAGUAUUGAUUGUAGGUUGGUUUCUCAGCAUAUGGCUUUCACCAUACUGGGAGCCACAUUCUUUGGAGAUGGCUUCUUGGCCUGGCCAAAGGCAGCAAUUUAUGAGGAUCUGCUAAUGAUGAUUGCUAAAGAUGCUUGCUUUUGGGCUUCCUAUAAUGUUACUCCUUUCUGGAGACGAGGAUUUUGGAGGUAUCAAUGCUUGUGUUCAAAGUUGAAGUGCUUAACUCAAGACAUCCUUAAAGAUUGCAGAAAAGGCUGCAAGUUAUUUGACCACAUUGAUCAAAAUGUACAUAAUGAAAUUUUCAAUGUAGAAAUGAAAUCAGUACAUGAUACACAAUGCUGUUCUGAUGAUGAAUUCCAAGAUUACUAUUUCUUUCGUGACCUUAGUGAUGAUCAAAAUGCUAAAGAAGGACCUUGUGCGAACAUCAUGCGUGUGAUGUUUCAUGGAUGUCAAACUACAGCUGCUUUAAUUGCCAAUGUAUUGACUAGGCUUGUCAUGCAUCUCGAAAUACAGGAUAAGGUUUAUUCAGAGAUUUGCAUGGUAGGGAGAAACCCAUCGAAGUAUGAGCAUGAAGAUAUUUAUAGGAUGCCUUUGUUAUUGGCUACAGUUUAUGAAUCUGCACGCCUUCUGCCCAGUGGUCCCAUGCUGCAGAGGUGUUCUUUGAAACACGACUUGAGCUUUGCAACUGGUGUAACCAUACCGGCUGGAGCUGUACUGGUUGCGCCUGUUCAAUUGGUACAGAAGGAUGAAUCCAGUUGGGGAUGCAAUGCAAGUGAUUUUAAUCCAUACCGAUUUCUGUCUAAUGGUACAAACGGAUCAGGUUCUGCUGAAGAACUUUCUGAUACUGGAUUCAGCUCAUUUGUACUAAAUGAUCCGAACGAAAAUGCAGCAUUUCUUCCUUUUGGAUCUGGGACACGUGCUUGCAUUGGGCAGAAAUUUGUUAUACAAGUUGUUGCCACAUUGUUGGCAGCAUUGCUGAAAAUAUAUGAGAUGAGGCUGGACUCAGGAUCGGAUGAUGACUCAAAACCAAUAUUGAAGAAUCAUCUUCUUCAGCAUCAUCCUGAUUCAAAGAUAUUAUUUGUGAGAAGGGACCAGUGAAAGAAAAGAAGUACAAGCAUACUAUGUAGAUAAAGUUGGUCUUGUAAUUCUAGUCAAUAAUGCAGAGAAUAUCUGGACUUUUUUUUUUCACCACUUGUUUAUUUCCUUCUUUUUUUCUCUCAAAGAUGAAUGGGGGAGGCUCUCAAUAUUCAUGGCUCAUUGUGGUCAUCUGGGAGGAUGCAACAUGAGUUUCACAAGUUUUUUUCCUCCCUGUUUUUAAGCAAUGCCCUAGUGCUGGCCUCAGGCCAUGGCACAUCUUUUUGUUGGUUUUUUAAGCACUUUGGGCAUAUUGCUGCUAUGGAGCCUUAGGUUUUCCUUCCCCUUCUCUGGAUGAGGACCUCUCUCUUUUCUGAUGUUAACAAUGUUUUUACUUCUGAAGGAAGUUAGUUCUUGUAUCCUGAUAUUGUCCGAAUAAAAUGUACUUGGAUAUUUA
Messenger RNA from Gastrolobium bilobum, 2306 nucleotides. Its product is annotated as cytochrome P450 93A2-like. Gene Ontology annotation, molecular function: iron ion binding; oxidoreductase activity, acting on paired donors, with incorporation or reduction of molecular oxygen; monooxygenase activity. The coding region runs from base 140 to 1873 and encodes 577 amino acids. The record is from RefSeq and is a predicted model, not a curated record. NCBI's taxonomy places the organism in Eukaryota, Viridiplantae, Streptophyta, Magnoliopsida, Fabales, Fabaceae. The transcript is spliced from 7 exons.